AGCUAGGGGUUCUUUCUCUUCUUGCUUGCUUGCUUAUUUUCUUUCUUUUCAAGGUUUGCUUUAAGGCCCUUUGAGACAUUGAAUGAGUAAGAACAAGACUUAUAUGGUGAAAAGUUGCUUAAAGUGAAGAUGAUAUAUGUGGUUGUCACCUUACAUAACAAAUUUGUGUAUGUUAAAUUCUUUUUUUGGAGUUAAAUAUAGUAUAGUAGUAGUAGAGAAGAGCUAGCUAGCAAGGGUUUUUUAUUUUGCAGAGAGAAGAUAGAGGAGGAGAGAAGCUUAAGUACUUUUGCUUUUAUAUUAUUCUUCAUCUUGGGAUUUUCAAGUGCCUUAAAAAACAAAGCCAAAAAAAAGCAAAGCAAAAGCAAACUUCUCAUAUUUUUUUUCUUAAAUUAUGGAGCCUGCAAAUCUCCAUCACCACCACCAACAAUAUCAUCAACUCCAGUUCCAAGAUCAACUUCCUCUUGGUAUUUCUCCUAAUUCUUCAUCUUCUAAUUCUAGCUAUGGAGAUGCAACAAACACUACACAUACUUGGACCCCAUGUACUAUCUUGAACAGUGCUGGAACUUGUCUUAGUUCAUAUUCUAGUGGAGCAAUCAAUACUACAAACUCAAGUGAUCCAUUAUUAUUAAGGCAGCAGCAGCAGCAGCAAAGUGGCACAAACUUAAUUUCUAUGACUCAAGAUUUGGGGUUUCAUUGGGCUAAUAACAGUGUGAGCAGCCAAUUAGUAAAGCAAGAAAAUUCAUUAGAUUCAUACCCAAGAUUCACUCAAAUGUUGAAAAGUCCAUCAAAUAUAGAGGAAAGAGAAUUGAGUGAUAUGAAUGCUAAACUUUUGUUUGGAACUCUUUCUAAUUCUGGAUGUCAAAUGAUCAAUACUGGGCUUCAACUUUAUCCUGGAGAUCAUAAUCUUCUCUACUCCUCAAACUCUAGUACUACUACUAAUAAUAGAGGAAAAUUUAGUCAGAUAUAUCCCACAAUAAAUGUAUCCAACUUGAAUACUAUUAAUCAAGCAUCAUAUUUAGCAAAUUCUAGCUCUUUGGAUAUGAAUUUACAGCCGUUGGAUCUCGUCAAUUCUUCAAGAUAUGGAGGGAGCUUUAGCCAACCAUAUGGCCUAACAAAUCAUUUCCAGCAUUCAUCAAGUGAAAGUCCAGUAGAUAGCUCCUCCAGUAUAUCAGCCUUUAGUAAUGGAGUGCCUGAAGCUAAAAGGACCAGCAAUAUUUUGGAGCCUAAGGCACCUCAAAAUGCACCAAAGAAAUCAAGAGUAGAUUCACGCGCAUCCUGUCCACCCUUUAAGGUGAGAAAGGAGAAACUAGGAGAUAGAAUAGCAGCUCUUCAACAAUUGGUAGCUCCUUUUGGCAAGACGGACACAGCAUCGGUUCUAAUGGAGGCUAUUGGUUAUAUCAAAUUCCUUCAGAACCAAGUUGAGACACUAAGUGUACCAUACAUGAAAUCGUCACGCAACAAAACCAGCAGAUCACUGCAUGGAGGUGGUGGAGAGAUGAACGGAAGUGAAGAAGUAAAAAGAGAUCUUAGAAGCAGAGGGUUGUGUUUGGUGCCACUGUCUUGCUUGACUUAUAUGACGGACGGCGGCGGAGGUGUUUGGCCGCCGCCUAACUUCGCCGGAGGCACUUGAAUUAAUUACCUUGAACUCUAAGAUUUGUGAGACUGCAAUUAAUACUCUGGCUCAAAAGAGACGACUUGAGAAUUCACUUUUUUUUUUCUUUCUAUUUUAGCCCUUCUCUUUAAUGGAGCAAACUUGGUCAUUCUGUGAAAAAACAAAGGCUCAAGUUGUAGCUGGAUGGACCAAGUUUGAUCCAUUAAUGGUUUGUUAGUUUAAUUUAACGUUACUUGUUUUGAUAUUUCUAUUGCAUUCUAGACUCUCUCAAGUGUCAGUUAUGCAUAUUCAACUUUUCAAGUUAUCUCUUUUUCGUUAAA
This is a messenger RNA of Nicotiana attenuata, 1932 nucleotides long. RefSeq names its product transcription factor bHLH110. The transcript has 7 exons. Bases 392 to 1630 code for a protein of 412 amino acids. Gene Ontology annotation, biological process: regulation of transcription by RNA polymerase II. Gene Ontology annotation, cellular component: nucleus. Lineage: Eukaryota; Viridiplantae; Streptophyta; Magnoliopsida; Solanales; Solanaceae. Gene Ontology annotation, molecular function: RNA polymerase II cis-regulatory region sequence-specific DNA binding; protein dimerization activity; DNA-binding transcription factor activity, RNA polymerase II-specific. The record is from RefSeq and is a predicted model, not a curated record.